Messenger RNA from Tarenaya hassleriana, 1156 nucleotides. RefSeq lists its product as uncharacterized. Lineage: Eukaryota; Viridiplantae; Streptophyta; Magnoliopsida; Brassicales; Cleomaceae. The record is from RefSeq and is a predicted model, not a curated record. Bases 174 to 980 code for a protein of 268 amino acids. The transcript has a single exon.
GCAGUUGAACUAUAAUUAGGGUCUAAUACAUUGUAACUAUAAUUAGCGUGGCUAAUCCCAUCUGUUAAUCACAACCUCUGCUCUGCUUUUUAACCCAACCCCUCUCUCUCUCUUCAUUUUGUCUGCAAAUUCACACAAACCCUAAAGUCGAACAAAACAUAUCUCCACCGUCAAUGUGGCGGCCGUGGGGCAAAUCGUCGGUUAAGAUUCACGACACCUAUUCUCCAACCAAAGCCGUCGCACCUUCAUCUCCAUCCUUCUCCUUCAAAGACAUCCACCACCUCUGCACCGACGAUUCCUCUGCUUUCACCCCCUCUUCUCCUAAGAACCCUAACCGAGUUUUCCACCGAGUUCUGUUCGCUAGCUCCGUCCUCCUUUCCUGGCCCACUCGCCCCUCUAGCCAGAACCAGCUUCUCCGCUCAGAUUCCGAACCGGUUGCUCCCCGGCUCAAUCAGGAGACCAGUCCGCGGAAACCUAAGCUCGAACCAGAUGUGUGGAUUUCGGUUCCAGGGGCCGACAAAAGCGUAGUCGUCUACUUCACGAGCCUGCGGGUGGUACGGACGACGUUCGAGGAGUGCAAAGCGGUGAGAUCGAUCCUCAGAGGGUUCAGGGUAAGGAUGGACGAGAGAGAUUUGGCGAUGGACGGGUCGUUCGCGGGGGAGCUAAGGGGGAUAUUCGGGGAGGAGGAGGAGCAGAAGCUGCCGAGGGUGUUCAUAGGGGGAAGGUACGUGGGGGGAGGGGAGGAGGUGAAGCAGCUCCAUGAGAUGGGAGAGCUGAAGAAGAUGGUAGAAGGGAUGGCGGGGGUGGAGGCGGGAGACUGUGAAGGGUGCGGUGGUCAGGGCUUCGUUCCCUGCGACGAAUGCCACGGCAGCCACAAGCUCUACUCUGAUAAAUUAGGGUUCAGGACAUGCUUCUCAUGCAACGAGAAUGGUCUAAUCAGGUGCCCUUCCUGUUCCUCUCAUCCUUCUUCUGAUUUGUAAAAUGUGAAAAUUUGAAGGAGAUAGCCUCAGCUGUUAGAAUGUCUUCUAGUCUGAUUCAUCUUAGCCCUCGUAUGACAACUCCAGCCUAAAAUAAUGCAGUAAUCUGACAAACAAUUGUAAAUCUUGGGAUUGGGAUAAUUGUAUGAUUCUGAUAUUUACUUGUGUGCCUUUUUUCA